AUGCAAGACGUAACGUUGGGUUACAUUCUGUGUUGUAAAUGUGGAACCUCAAUUCUUUCAAACCCCACGAAUAUGUGUGAGGCUUGUCUGGCCUCAGAAUGCGAUAUCACUGCGAGCAUACCUAAGCAGCACACCAUCACCUUCUGUCCUAAAUGCGAUCGGUUUUUUAAUCCGCCCUCACAAUGGGUACCAGCGGCUUUAGAAUCACCAGAAUUACUCUCUAUUUGUUUAAAAAGAGUUAAAUGCCUUGGGAAGGGUAACAAAUUGAAGGAGGCCUCUUUCAUGUAUACCGAGUCUCACUCAAGAAAACUUAUUAUCCAAAUUGUACUCCGGGGUGAGGUUGGCGCUAAUACGAUGGUGGAACAAAAGGCCUAUUUGUACUAUACAAUGCAUCCCCAACAAUGCCCUGAUUGCACGAGACAUGAGGCUAAGGAUUAUUGGAAUGCUUGUGUACAAAUCCGACAAAGGGUCGAUCAUAAACGAACGCUUUACUAUCUAGAGCAGCUUCUGUUACGCAGAAGUGCUCCUCGCAAGUACAACGGUGUGAAGUCUGUGCGAGGUCAGUUUGUUUUCUUUUUAAGUGCUUCAAAUGUCGACUUUCUUACUAAACAUACGCUAGUAAUAAAUGACGCCGUCGCUUUCGUAGAAUACGUCAGUAAGCUCGUCCCUUGCCGGGUGCUGACGUCUCAACAACUUAAGUCCCAUGAUGUACACAGCAAUACCUAUAAUUACAAAUUUACCUUCUGCCUUGAUGUCGUCCCCGUCUGCAAGAAUGAUGUGGUCUGCCUCCCGAAACAGUUCUCCAGCCGUUUGGGUCUGGCUAACCAAAUCCUCCUGGUGAAUAGAAUCACAGACAAGAUUCGACUGUUAGAUCCCGUCUCCUGCGUCACUAAGGAUGUGGAUGCCCAGACCUACUAUGCAAAUCCCUUCACAGCGAUAUCAAAUCCCCGAAAUGUGACGGAGUUCUUCGUGAUGGAUGUAGAGGGUGAGAUUCACGGUAAGACCAAGCCAUCGACGUCAGGUGCUGGUGUAGAACAGUUCAGCUUGAAACCCACUGGCGUUUGGGUAGUUCCGUCGGCCUACUUGGGGAUGGAGGGGGAGGAUGGCGACCAAGUCUAUGCCCGUACUCACCUCGGCCAUGUAAUCAAAAUUGGGGAUUUGGUUAUUGGACUGGAUCUGAGGAACGCAAACGUAAAUCAUGUGGAAUUUGAGAAAAUUCCAGAAGACAAACGACCACAAGUGGUUCUAAUUCAGCGUCUCUGCCCUUCCUCCGACCGGCAACGAUGUCGACGGCACCGAAGACGCAUACUUUCGAACGGAGAGAGUGUUGUUGAGACGGUUACUACUGCCACCACUGAGGCCGAUGCCUUUUCGGCAACGGAGAUUGAAGACGGUGAUGAUGAUGAUGAGGUGGCCUCAGAAUACUCGGACGAUGAAUACAUGGAUGCUGAAGAAGGUAACGCAUUCGAGGGUAGCGGUGGACGCAUUAAUGGAAACAGGCCAGUGACUGGGUGUGUUCAUUUGUCGUAUCCUAUCUCCAGCAAUAUAUCUCCUGAGAGUUGCUACAGACGCACUUGCGUUCUUUUCUGUGUGUCUACUUACUCUUCAGAGUAUUGUUUCGGUAUAAUGAUGUCAAGCCAUGUCAUCAUCAAUGAAGCCUCAGAAACUAUUACAUCUGAUGUGGAAACAAGCCCGGCGCUUGUUUUGCGAAGCCACACAGGAAACCUGGUGGAUGGGCAAUCCCAACACGGAAGUGGAAGUGAAGAUCGUCGAGGUGUAAUUCACUGGGCUCCAGGCACAAUUGACAAUGAGUAUAUGGGGAAAAAGAAAUCAAAAUGUUGUUGUAUUUAUGAAAAGCCACGCAAUUGGGAUGAUCCUUCUUCUAGUUCUUCCUCCGACUCGGACGAUAACGAUGGUGAUUCUCCUAAUCCUAGAAGAUGCACGGAACACUGCCGUGGCCAUACCAAACAUUGCUUUACAAAAAAAGCCGCCUCUAAACAGGGAGAAAUGCAAGCAAACCCUUCUCAGGUUGAAGAAGAACAGGAACAACAGAAUGCACCCGUACCUUCACCAAAUCCCCAAAGCGAGAACUCGUGA
Messenger RNA from Echinococcus granulosus, 2097 nucleotides. Its product is annotated as 60S ribosomal export protein NMD3. Gene Ontology annotation, cellular component: nucleus; cytoplasm. The coding region runs from base 1 to 2097 and encodes 698 amino acids. The transcript is spliced from 8 exons. NCBI's taxonomy places the organism in Eukaryota, Metazoa, Platyhelminthes, Cestoda, Cyclophyllidea, Taeniidae. Gene Ontology annotation, molecular function: ribosomal large subunit binding; protein serine/threonine phosphatase inhibitor activity. The record is from RefSeq and is a predicted model, not a curated record. Gene Ontology annotation, biological process: ribosomal large subunit export from nucleus.